UAGAGGAAUAGUGGGAAAGAUAGGGCCUUGGAUAGACUCAGUCCACACCAAGAAGAGUGUUUACAGAGUUAAGGGAUACAAGAGCACAGAGAGGGGAAAGAGUGUUGGUAAUAGGGAAGUAAUUGAGAUUUGGCAGAUGUCAUGGACCAAUUUAAUGGAUUGUAAAAUUGAUUGAUGUGGUUAAGAAGUGGGCAGGAGAGGCUUUUACCUGAGGACGCAAAGUGAGACACUACAAAGAUUGGACCAUACAGUGAGCGGAGUGAGUGAAGAAAGGCCACAGUUUUUUGCUAUCGCUUGGAAGUUAUACACCGAUUUGGAUUGUUACCAUGGGAAACGCAGCAACAUGUAAGGCCUGUGGAACAGAUAAAGGUUUGAAGACCACUGGGAGUGACAACGAUUUAAACCAUCACACUGACUACUACGGAAAAACUGACUCUGGAUCUGAAGUUGAUGAUUCACUGUCCGACAGUAACACCAGUUUCCUGAGGGCUGCCAGAGCGGGGAACAUUGACAAAGUCCUGGACUUCCUGAAAAACGGAGUAGACAUUAGCACCUGUAACCAGAAUGGUCUCAACGCACUACAUCUGGCGGCAAAGGAAGGACACAAGGACUUAGUUGAGGAACUGUUGGAGAGAGGAGCACCUGUUGACUCUCCCACCAAGAAAGGAAACACUGCCCUCCAUAUUGCCGCAUUGGCCGGACAAGAAGAAGUAGUCAGACUACUGGUGAAGAGAGGAGGAGAUGUCAACACUCAGUCACAGAAUGGCUUCACUCCACUCUACAUGGCAGCCCAGGAGAAUCACUUGGAUGUGGUGCGAUACAUGUUGGAAAAUGAAGGGAACCAAAGCAUUGCAACUGAGGAUGGUUUCACUCCUCUGGCCAUCGCGCUCCAGCAGGGCCACGACUCUGUGGUCUCCCUGCUGUUGGAGCAUGACACCAAGGGCAAGGUCCGCCUCCCUGCCCUGCAUAUAGCAGCCCGCAAAGACGACACCAAGUCUGCCGCACUGCUGCUGCAGAACGACCACAACGCUGACGUCCAGUCCAAGAUGAUGGUCAAUAGAACCACAGAGAAUGGGAAGCAGAGCGGGUUUACCCCUCUGCACAUCGCGGCUCACUAUGGUAACGUGAAUGUCUCCACCCUGUUGCUGAACAGAGGAGCUGCUGUGGACUUCACAGCCAGGAAUGGAAUAACACCUCUCCAUGUGGCCUCCAAGAGGGGCAACACUAACAUGGUGGCCCUGCUGUUGGACCGUGGGAGUCAGAUAGAUGCCAAAACCAGGGAUGGGCUGACCCCUCUGCACUGUGCAGCCAGGAGUGGACAUGACCCAGCAGUGGAAAUUCUGCUGGAGAGAGGAGCUCCCAUCUUAGCCAGAACCAAGAACGGACUGUCCCCACUACACAUGUCAGCCCAGGGAGACCACGUAGAGUGUGUAAAAUUCCUGUUGCAGCACAAGGCGCCUGUUGAUGAUGUCACACUGGACUACCUUACAGCGCUGCAUGUUGCCGCUCACUGCGGCCACUACAGAGUCACCAAACUUCUGCUGGACAAGAAAGCAAAUCCCAAUAUUCGAGCACUGAAUGGUUUCACUCCUCUCCACAUUGCCUGUAAGAAGAACAGAGUGAAGGUGAUGGAACUGUUGGUCAAAUAUGGAGCCUCCAUUCAGGCCAUUACUGAGUCUGGUCUGACUCCCAUCCAUGUAGCUGCUUUCAUGGGCCACCUCAACAUUGUUUUACUACUGCUUCAGAAUGGCGCAUCUCCUGACGUCCGUAACAUUCGUGGCGAGACAGCUCUCCACAUGGCAGCACGAGCAGGUCAGAUGGAAGUGGUUCGCUGUCUGCUGAGGAAUGGAGCGUUGGUGGAUGCCAUAGCCAGGGAGAACCAGACUCCCCUCCACAUAUCGUCCCGUUUGGGGAAAACUGACAUUGUCCAGCUUCUGCUGCAGCACAUGGCUCAUCCAGAUGCUGCCACCACCAACGGCUACACUCCCCUCCAUAUUUCAGCGAGGGAAGGUCAAGAGGAGACGGCUGCCGUGCUUCUGGAGGCCGGAGCCUCACACUCACUGGGCACAAAGAAAGGAUUCACUCCGUUACAUGUAGCAGCUAAGUAUGGGAGCCUCGAUGUAGCAAAACUUCUCCUUCAACGCAAAGCUCUCCCUGAUGACGCUGGCAAGAAUGGCCUGACUCCUCUACAUGUGUCAGCUCAUUAUGACAACCAAGAAGUAGCUCUGCUGCUGCUGGAGAAAGGAGCAUCGCCUCACACAACUGCAAAGAAUGGCUACACUCCUCUCCAUAUCGCAGCCAAAAAGAACCAAACAAAAAUUGCUUUAGCACUGCUGCAGUAUGAAGCAGAGACCAACGUUCUGACCAAGCAGGGAGUCAGCCCGCUACACCUGGCAGCCCAGGAAGGACAUGCUGAGAUGGCCAGCCUGCUGCUGGGCAAAGGAGCUCACGUCAACACAGGCAACAAGACCGGACUGACGUCUCUGCAUCUCGCUGCCCAAGAAGACCGAGUCAGUGCAGCAGAAGUACUCGCCAAACACGAUGCCAACUUGGAUCAGCAAACUAAGCUUGGAUAUACCCCUCUGAUAGUUGCUUGUCACUAUGGAAAUGCAAAGAUGGUGAACUUCCUGUUACAGCAAGGAGCCAGUGUCAACGCCAAAACCAAGAAUGGAUAUACACCCCUUCACCAGGCAGCACAACAAGGGAAUACACACAUUAUCAACAUGUUGCUACAACAUGGCGCCAAGCCCAAUGCUACCACAGCGAAUGGAAACACUGCUCUGACGAUUGCCAGACGUCUGGGCUACAUCUCUGUAGUGGACACACUUAAAGUCGUCACUGAGGAGGUCAUCACUACCACAACGACGGUCACAGAGAAACACAAGCUCAAUGUUCCUGAGACCAUGACGGAAAUCCUUGAUGUGUCUGAUGAAGAAGGUGAGGACACUAUGACAGGGGAUGGAGGAGAGUAUCUGAGACCGGAGGAUCUCAGAGAGCUGGGUGAUGACUCUCUGCCCGGACACUACCUGGACAGCUUCAGCUACAUGAGCCACAACCUGGACAGGCCGCAGCUUACUCCCAUUCACCAGAGUUUCCAUCAGAGAGAGGGAGUUCUCAUUGAAGACAUGCUGACAAGCCACCAGGUGUCAGCCCUGUCCAGAGAGCAGGAUAAGGACUCGUUCCGUCUGAGCUGGGGUGCUGAGCACCUUGAUAAUGUGGUGCUGUCCUCCAGUCUGCUACACUCUGGCCAUUCUUCUCCGUGCCUAGACCAUGACAACAGCAGCUUCCUUGUCAGCUUCAUGGUCGAUGCCAGGGGUGGGGCCAUGCGUGGUUGCCGUCACAAUGGCCUUCGAAUCAUUGUGCCACCAAGAAAGUGUUCUGCUCCCACGCGAGUGACAUGCAGGCUGGUGAAGAGACACCGUCUGGCCUCUAUGCCCCCAAUGGUGGAGGGUGAGGGGAUGGCUGGGCGAAUCAUUGAAGUGGGGCCCACUGGAGCCCAGUUCUUGGGUAAGCUCCACCUUCCCACAGCUCCGCCCCCUCUAAAUGAGGGUGAGAGCUUGGUCAGUCGCAUCCUGCAGCUGGGUCCUCCAGGAACCAAGUUCCUCGGGCCUGUGAUCGUGGAGAUCCCCCAUUUUGCAGCUCUGCGGGGAACAGAGAGAGAGCUAGUGAUCCUAAGGAGUGAGACAGGGGAGAGCUGGAGGGAACACCACUGUGACUUCACUGAAGAGGAACUGAACCAAAUACUUAAUGGCAUGGAUGAAAAACUUGAUUCCCCUGAGGAGCUUGAGAAGAGAAGAAUCUGUCGUAUCAUCACCCGCGACUUCCCACAGUAUUUUGCGGUGGUGUCACGGAUAAAGCAGGACAGCCAUUUGAUUGGACCAGAGGGCGGGGUCCUCAGUAGCACUCUUGUGCCACAAGUCCAGGCAGUCUUCCCUGAAGGAGCCCUCACCAAAAAGAUCAGAGUUGGGCUACAGGCUCAACCCAUUGAUGUUGAGGUGGUGCGAAAGAUUCUUGGUAACAAAGCCACAUUCAGCUCAAUUGUCACAUUGGAGCCACGAAGGAGAAAGUUCCACAAACCAAUCACAAUGACCAUCCCUAUUCCCAAGAGCUCCAAUAGUGAUGGCCAAAGCGGAGUAUACAGUGGAGAUGUCCCUACUUUACGUUUGCUUUGCAGCAUUACAGGUGGGACCACUCCUGCUCAAUGGGAAGACAUCACUGGCUCCACGCCUCUCACCUUUGUUAACCAAUGUGUGUCCUUCACCACAAAUGUGUCAGCGAGGUUCUGGCUAAUAGACUGCAGACAGAUCCAGGAGUCUGUUAGCUUUGGCUCACAGCUGUACAGAGAGAUCAUCUGUGUUCCAUACAUGGCAAAGUUUGUCAUUUUUGCUAAGACACUGGACCCUAUCGAGGCCCGCCUGCGCUGUUUCUGCAUGACAGACGACAAGAUGGACAAGACCCUGGAGCAGCAAGAGAACUUCACUGAAGUCGCCCGUAGCCGAGAUGUUGAGGUGCUAGAGGGAAAACCCAUAUUUGCUGACUGCUUUGGAAACCUGGUGCCUCUUACCAAGAGUGGACAACACCAUGUGUUCAGCUUCUAUGCUUUCAAAGAAAACAGACUGGCCCUCUUCAUCAAAAUCAGAGACACAGCACAGGAGCCAUGUGGUCGCUUGUCCUUCACCAAGGAACCGCGUACAUAUCGUACUCUUAACCAUACUGCUAUCUGCAACCUUAACAUCACUCUCCCAACAUACUCAAAGGAGUCUGAUUCCGACCAAGAUGCAGAUGACGAGAGUGAAAGAAGUGAUAAAAAAUAUGAUGAGUCUGAAUCAACUGAGACAUUCUCCCUGAGAACUAACCAACCUCUUGACCCUGCAACCCUUGCAAGCCCAGACCUUCUCUCGGAAAUAUCGGACAUCAAAAUGUCUGCUAAUUUGACUGCUGAGCAAAUGGAGCACUCAAUAUAUGAGGAGAGAGCUGGAGCUAGAGGGUUGGAAGACAAAGAGCCUUUGUCUAUUUUGUCAGAAGAAAGGGAGGAAAAGGUUGGAGGGAUUCAAAAAUGUGGCCUAAACGAUAGUAGACAUGAAGUUCAACGAGAUAAUGCUCAAAAAGAGAAAAGGGGUGCAAUCUAUGAGACUACGACUGUUGAAAUAAAUUAUCACCCUUUCGAGGAACAAGUCUUACAGGAGAUGUGCAUUGAGGGGAAGACAAGUAGGUCCGCCCCAGAGGUCAGAAACAUGACUGGUCUGGUCUCAAGCCUCAGCAUCGACAUGGACCAAUACAUGGAACAGAGACCUGUAGUGACAUUUAGUUCUCAAGAAGAUCUUGUCCAAGAUAGAUUUGAACAGGUUAUUAAAGACCGCGACGGCAAACGACGUCCUCCAGUUAUCAAGAAACCUAUUAGGAAGAAACUUAGAGACAGAGAGCGUUCUGGGUGCAGCAGCUCCGAGGGUGAGAUGGAAAGGAUGAGUUCUGAGGAGUCUUUAGAUGGCGAUGUUGUUCUUAAGGAAAGUGCCCUUGUACCCACCACAGUUAUGGAUCCUCCAGCUUCUCCUUUAGUGGUUGAGACAUCUAUAGGAUCAAUACAGGACAGAGUUAAAGCUUUACAGAACACAUUUGAAGAUGAGAAAGUGCAACAACAUUCUCAGGAACCAAUUCCUCUGGGAAAAUCUUCUAUUGACACAACAAAGAAAAAGGCAGACAUGCCCGAACUUCCGAGAGUUCCCAAGUCCCCUAAAUCACCUAGAUCUCAGACAGAGAGAUUAGAGGAGACAAUGUCUGUCAAGGAACUGAUGAGCGCAUUUCAGACUGGACAGGACCCUUCAAAAAAUAAAGUUGGCCUCUUCGAGCAUAAAGCAGUGGCCUCUUCUUGUAUUUCAACAUUGAUAUCUGAAUCAGGAGAUUCUGAUGAAAUACAGAGGACAGAAGAAAGACCAAUGGAGGAGCCAAAAUCACAAACCCAAACUCAAAUCCUCACAACUUCCUAUAAAGAGAUAGAUGAUGAACCUGUAAGCCUAUUUAGAGACAACUCUCAUGAAAAUGUCAUUUCGAAUAGUGCUUAUUAUGGAAAGACUGUACAUGUUUCUGAUCAAAUUCAAGGUGACGAUUCAAGCAUUAGUCCACAGAGAGAGGCACACGAGAUGUCAAAGGAGGAGACCAUGUCUGUCAAGGAACUGAUGAGCGCAUUUCAGACUGGACAGGACCCUUCAAAAAAUAAAGUUGGCCUCUUCGAGCAUAAAGCAGUGGCCUCUUCUUGUAUUUCAACAUUGAUAUCGGAAUCAGGAGAUUCUGAUGAAAUACAGAGGACAGAAGAAAGACCAAUGGAGGAGCCAAAACCACAAACUCAAAUCCUCACAACUUCCUAUAAAGUGAUAGAUGAUGAACCUGUAAGCCUAUUAAGAGACAACUCUCAUGAAAAUGUCAUUUCAAAUAGUGCUUAUUAUGGAAAGACUGUACAUGUUUCUGAUCAAAUUCAAGGUGAUAAUUCAAGCAUUAGCCCACAGAGAGAGGCACAAGAGAUGUCAAAGGAAGAGACCAUGUCUGUCAAGGAACUAAUGAGCGCAUUUAAGACUGGACAGGACCCUUCAAAAAAUAAAGCUGGCCUCUUUGAGCAUAAAGCAGUGGCCUCUUCUUCUAUUUCAACAUUGAUAUCUGAAUCAGGAGAUUCUGAUGAAAUACAGAGGACAGAAGAAAGACCAAUGGAGGAGACCAUGUCUGUGAAGGAAGUGAUGAAAACAUUCCAGACUGGGAGUGAUUCCUCAAUAACUAAAGUAGGGCUACUUGAAAACAAAGUUGAGUCUUCUUGCAUUUUAACAUCAAUGUCUGAAUCAGAAGAUUCUGUAGGGAUUUGCACAACUGAACAAAGUGCUACACAAUUCCAAACUAAGAGCCUCUCAGUGUUCCAUCCUCAGAGUGAGGUCAAGAAGUGUGAAACAGGCCUGGAGGAUCAACCAGUUAGUUUAAUCAGAGAUAACUCUGAUGAAUCACAGUUGAUUUCAGAUUGCAGCUUGACUUUUAGAAAGACGGUAACAUUUGCUGAAACAGUCAAAUGUGAUGAAGACGCUGAGUUGUCAGAGAAGGACACCAUGUCUGUUAAAGAGCUGAUGAAAACAUUCCAGACUGGGCAUGAUCCCUCAAAAACUAAGGAAGGGCUUUUUGAACACAAACCUGUUGCUUCUGCUUCUAUUUCAACAAUCAUAUCUGAAUCAGGAGAUUCUAAAGAGAUUCAAGCAACUGAACACGGUGCUAAAGAAGGGACAAAAUCACAAACCCUAACUCAGAAUCUCACAAUUUUACACCAACAGAGUGAUGCCAACAGCUCUUGCUCAACAGAACCAGAGGAUCAACCAGUCAGCUUAAGCAGAGAUAACUCUGAAGAAUCACAGACAAUUUCAGAUAGGGCCUAUUUUGGAAAGACGGUAACAUUUGCUGAAACAGUCAAAUGUGAUGAAGACGUUGGCCCACAGAAAGAGACAUCUGAGUUGUCAGAGAAGGACACCAUGUCUGUAAAAGAGCUGCUGAAAACAUUCCAGACUGGGCAUGAUCCCUCAAAAACUAAAGCUGGACUUUCUGAACACAAAGCUGACACUUCUUGCAUUUCAACAUUGAUACCUGAAUCAGAAGAUUUUGAAGAAAUACAAUCGACUGAACAAAGUGCUAUGCAGGAGCCCAAAUCACAAACCCACACAGCUGACAGCGUCAGAAAUGCCCACGAGGAAUUAGAGACCAUUUCAGAUGUUGUAAAGACAGUCAAAUUUACUGAAACACUUUCAUGUGACGAUGGUAGUAUAAGUCCACAGACAGAGGCACCAGAGUUGUCAGGGACAGCGACAUCGUCUGUAAAGGACCUGAUGAAAGCAUUCCAGACUGGACAAGACCUUUCAAAAAGUAAAGCUGGGAUAAGUGCACACAAAUCCAUUGCUUCUUCUUGUAUUUCAACAACAAUAUCUGAAUCAGAAAGGCCUGAAGACAUACAGACAACUGAACACGGUCCCACACAGGCGCCAACAUUGCAAGCAAUAACCUUAAAGAGAGAUAACUCUGAGGAGUUACAACUCGUUUCAGAUAUUGCUUAUUUCGGAAAGACAGUGGAAAUUGAUGAUACAGUUCAGUUUGAUGAUGGAAAGGUUAGCCCUAACAGAGAAGAGUCAGAGUUUUCAGGGAAUGACUGGGGCAAGAUGCAGUUGGAAAAACCACACAUAAGCACCAGUAGAAGUUUAUCUGAAGACAUGCAUAUCAGCCCUGAUCGCAGACCUUCUGAGGAUUUCAGUGCUGAUAUAAAAGCUGAGCUGGAAGAAAGCCCCGAGUACCAGCUUUUUAAGAGAACAUCAACAGCUGAAGAUGUAAGCAAUCAGCGGGAGGUAUCCGAGGAUGAAACCAUAGCUGAUUCUAAUACAAAUCCAGCCCCCAUCUCUAGUCCCUGUUUAAAAAGCUAUUUUGGGGGACGUGCUUCUCCUAUUGAAAAUCAAAUAAAAGAUGAUAAUCCAAGUCCUGAGAAUCCUGAGCAUCAAGAUAUGGCUGAUUCCUUAAUCGCUGAUGUUGAUAUUAGGACACCUCAUGCCAGCCCAGAGGAAAGUGACUACUAUCAAGGACUCGCAGUGACACAUCAACAGACCAAUGAAAUGCUUGCUUACUCUACUAAAAGAGAGAAAACAGACAUCAUGCCUUCACAGGAAAAAAUACUUCAUGAAGCAAGCAGAGAUGAUACAAAGAUUGAUUAUGGGAGCAAAACAUUUAUUACACAAACUGACACUAAGGUAACAGAGGUGGAAAUCAAGGAGCCACUUCAUCAAGAAGUCCACAUUGAGAGGAACACAUUUAGCCAGGCACCCAAUGCAGUAAAAGAUAUGUCAGGGAUGUUGUCUUUAAUGAACAGGGACUUGGAUCAGUAUCUAAAAGCAAGGCCUGUAGUAAGUCAGUCACCAGACAUGGAUAUUGUUCAAGAAACAUUUGAACAAAUUAUUUUAACAAAGGAAAAAGAUAAAGUAAUUCUUACAUUUGUCAAUAGUGAAAAUAACGGAGCAGUAGGGGGAACAGCAGGGAGCACAACACAAAAACCAGAUCACGCACCAGCAGAAGAACAUCCAAUUACAUGGGGUGAUGAAAAAAUAGACAGUGAAUUUAAAGAAGCCAAAAAAGUGAAAGAGACGUUUGGAAGUUUGUCAGUCUUGAACAAUGAUAUCGAUCAAUAUCUAGAGGCUAUGCCUGUUGCUCGUCCAACAAUAGAAGAGGAUAAUGUGCAGGACACAUUUGAAACUAUCAAAACUUUUACUGCUGAAAAUAAACGAGCAACAGUGGAUGGCACAACACAAGAAACAGUUUUUGUAACAGAAAACGAUAAGGUCACAGAGAGAGAUGAAGAAAUUGAAAGAAGUUUCAAAGAAACCACAGUAACCCUGAAUGAAGAACUACCAAUGGAGGACAAGCAGAGAAAGACUUCAAAUCAGCCAUCUACAAAAGUAAAGGAGAUGUCAGGCAUGCUAUCACUACUCAAUAGUGACAUGGACACGUACCUCAAGGAGAGGCCAGUGAAAUAUAGACCUCAAGUAAAGGACGCAAUCCAGGAGACAUUUGAACAAGUUACCCUCACCAAAAACCAAAAAUCUUCUAAAACACAUCAGUUAAGUAGUACUGACGUGGAUGAUAAUAUAAGUGCAGAAACAUAUGAACAUUCUGAUGUGGUUGAAAUCAAGGAACUUACGCCAGGUUCUGUAUUGGAGACAUCAUUCCAAGAAGUUUGCAUGGAAAUACAUCCGGAAAAGUCUACAACUGAGAGGGAUAUGUCAGGCAUGUUGUCGCUUCUCAGUGGUGACUUGGAUCAAUAUCUCAAAGAAAAGCCAGUGGCAAUACAAUGCCAACCAGAAAAAGCAGAUCUAGUCCAUGAGAGCUACAAACAAGUUAUACUGACGAGUAGUAACUCCGAGGAAAAUAUUGAUGUAAAAGCAAAUGAAGACAGCCAGACCAACGUAGUUAGAGUCACAGAAUUGUCUCCAAGCUCUGUAUAUGAGACACCAUUGGAAGAAGUUUGCAUUCAGAGGAAGUCACAACAAGAAAAGUCUGCAACUGAGAGGGAUAUGUCAGGCAUGUUGUCACUGCUCAGUACGGACUUAAAUCAUUACUUAAAGGAAAAGCCUAUGGUUUUACAAUGUCCCCCAGAAGAGCAGGUAGUCCUUGAGAGCUACACGCAAAUUAUACUAACUAAGGAAACUAACAGGGAAAGUCUUUCAAAUUCCCCUGAACAUAGGAUGUCACCACAAGAAACACACUUAGAAUUUGUGGACUUUAAUGAAAAGAAAACCUUGAAAAGUGGAUGGCAGACAUGUUCCCACGAAGAUGAAGGACCCAAGAGCUUUUCAGCUGAAACAAGUGAGGCUAAAACCUCACCAUGUGCAGCAUCAUAUUUCCAUGACUCUACUGAUGAGGCGUUCUGCAAUACAAAGUCAUAUUUAGCAAUUAAUGACUGUAAUAAUGGUCAUAAAGACACAUAUUUGCAACUACCGAGUAGUUCUGACACAUCACAACGACCGUUUCAUUUGGAGAACUUAAACACUGUGGUUGAUAGUGACCCAAUUAUAAUGGCAUACCAUCAAGACUCGCUAGAGGCAAGUCCUGUAAUGGAGGAUAGAUCUUCAGACAGAUCCCCAGAUUCAAUUGAGCCAAGCCCUAGCAGAGAAUCUCCUUGUCCAGACUCUCUUGAGGGAAGUCCCACUCAAUCUAAAGAGUCAGAAUGUGAGAUUCCAGCCAAAACGGCUGUGUAUGAGGACUAUGCCUCACAGCUUAAAGCAUGUUAUAAUUAUGACAACAAUAUCUACAUGGAUGACAGUGAACGUGGUGAGCCAGAAAUCAACUACGAGAUCAUCCAAAAUGAAAGGGGGAUUAAGGAGGACAUUCAUUCCUGCUCAGAAUCCAUAACUGGCAAUAUGUUUUCUGACAGCAACAUAUGCGACAGCAAGAAUCUUCACAUGUGCAUAAGGCAAGACUCUCUCGAAGCAGACGAUAGUGAGAAUGAUGCCACCAAUAAACAUCUUACCCCAGAAGAGGAUAUGUUCAAAAUGGCAGCAAAGAUCAAAACAUUUGAUGAGAUGGAUCAGGAAUAUAAUAUGAAGAGAGACAAAUUAGAGACAGGGGAUCUCAGAGAAGAUCAUCCAGAUCAAAACCUUCACCCAGGUUUAAAGACCUUCUCACAAAAUACACCUGAGACACUUAGUGAGGCAACAGGUAUUAGUGUUAAAAUCAAAGAGGAGGUGGAAAAUCAGUCACAACUAUCUGUCUUGCGGUCAGCAGAAGGAGGACCGGAUAUAUAUAAAGAUAAAGAUGCUGUAGAAGGUGACCAGCCAUCUGUAACUGAAACACCUUUUACCAGUCACGUGAAAGGUGAGCACCAUUCAGAUGAUGACAACGAAGUUCAGUCACCACUUACAGGUUCAAGUGAUGUUAGUCAAUCUUAUGCUAUGGUGUGUACUGAGGAACAAGAAUCUGUCAUUGCAGGGUUUAAGGCUAAAAAUGAUGCAGUCCUAAAUUCACAGCUUGAGGCUGAGGAACAUAUUAAUAUUAGUCCUUCAGACGACCGUAAAACUCCUGAUGAAACACCUGUUCGAACCCCUAGUGACAAGAGAACCCCUGAUCCAUUCCAGUUUCAAGAGGGAAAGCUUUUUGAAAUGACCAGAGGGGGAGCUAUUGAUAUGACAAGAAGUUUUGAUGAAGGAGAAGCAUAUGCAUUUUUCCAUAUAGGGGAACAUUCAGUGGAUGAAGUUGUACCAAAGAUGACUGGGGAAGGUCAAACAGAGUAUUUAUCUUUCGAGAAUAGUGAUUAUAUUACAGAAACAACUCUUCAAGAGUGUCAGGGUGCCAAUAAAACCAUUCCUACUCCCAAACCCAGAACUCUCAUCAAACACUCAAGUGACAAGUCAGAGAGCGGGAAGCCACUUUGUGAAGCUAAUCUUGGCAGUUCCGUAGAGGUUCAGCUUGGUUCCCCCAGUUCUAUGGAGAGACUUACCAUCAUUCAGAGUGACGCUGGAAAUCUUGAGAGCCUUGGUCUUGGCUAUCUGGACUCUACCAUUGCAGACCUUCAAUCAGAGAUAACAUUAACAGCAACCUCAAAGCAGAGCCAUGGUUCCUCAGAAUCCUCUCCUGAUGAUGAUGAUGAGGAGGAGGAGGAAGAUGAGGAAGAUGAGGAAGAUGAAGAAGAUCAGUGCUCGGUUAUAGAGGUGUCCUCAGCAUAUCAUCAUGAUUCCCCUCCACAUUCAGAAAUAACCUUGAAAGACUCACAGAAUUCUGAGGUUGAUUGCGUUAAAAAGAAAUUAGACACAAGCUCAACUUUGGAACGUAGGACUAGAUCUGAGGCGGAUAGCGACACAAAUCAAUCCUCUAUUAAAGCCCACAGGAGUUAUUCUGACAGUAGUCAACCAAUUGAUAAAUCCAGCCUUUCCCCUUCCAAAUGUCCUGUUAUGAUGCAACAGAAAUCUCCAACUCAGAGAAUCUCCUCCUUUCACCAAAAGAAAGGAGUCCAACUCUCUACAACAACAGACACAUCUGUUAGGUCUUUGGAUGCUGAUGAUCUGUAUAGUCCAGACUCUGUUAUCUUCACUUAUGACAUCCCAGCCUCACACAGUUCUGAUUCUGAAGGCAAUUUGUUGCCAGUGGUGCAACCAUCUUCUGGGAGAGAAGAUGUUUUUGAAUCAAGGCCUGCCUGGGAUGACACAGUGGAAACUCAGAUGCAGAGAAACAACGAUGAGCCAUCUCCAAAAUGUAUGCCAGUGGAUUGGCAGGAUGAUGCUGACAGGAAAGAGGAGACAUUAGCUAUCGUUGCAGAUCUUCUUGGUUUCAGCUGGACUGAACUGGCAAGAGAACUGGAAUUCAGUGAAGAUGAUAUUAAAUUAGUGCGAACAAAGAAUCCUAAUUCCCUCCAAGAGCAGAGCCAUGCCUUGCUGCAGCGCUGGGUUGAGCGGGAAGGCAAACAUGCCACAGAGGACUGUCUUAUUAAGAGACUAACCAAGAUCAACCGCAUGGACAUUGUCCAUCUCAUUGAAACCCAGAUGAACAAGUCAGUUCAAGAGCAAACAUCUAGAACAUAUGCAGAGAUCGAGAAGACACUGGAUCACAGUGAAGUGUCAGUAGCCCUAUCUUUAGUUCAAGAGGAUGCAGACAGCCCCCGAAUCGUAAGAAGGGUGGAGUCAGACCGCAGACCACCCCCAGCUGUUUCUGAAGAGGACCUAUCAGUUGCUUCGCUACUGGAUAUUACUUCCUGGGCAGAGCCUGCUGGACACACGCACUCAGAGAGCAUGCAUGGUGACCUGUUGGAGGACCUUGAGAUCCCACAUGAAUUGAACCCUAACCUGUGGACCUCUGAGGAUUUUAUUACACAAGAACCUACAAGUAAUGAUCAUUCUAAUGAGCAAGUUUCACCAGCAUCUUUGAGGACAAACGUUUCAGAAUCUUCAAAACAAAAACAAGUUCAUUUAGAAAAGAGUCAAGAAUGUCCGACUGAGAAACCAUCUUUGGUACAUGAUUCAAACUCAAUUUGCACUGAAAAACUAGAAUUAGCACUUCCAGGUAACUACGAACUAAGUAAAACACAAUCUGAUAUCACAUUGACCAAGCCAAGAAACUCACUACAGGAAAAAGAUCAAAUGCUGACAUCCCCCAAACAAAGCGAAAAGUCUGACUCAGCAAAACCCAGCCCAGCAACCCCAGGCUCACUAUGUCAGAUAGCUCAAGAAAGUCCAGAUGACCAAAUCCUGAUGUCCUCAGAGUCCACUCCAACACCACCAGAGACUGGGUCCCCUAAGCUUGACCAGCUGCUGUCAGAUCUGGAGAAGAUGAAACUUAAAUUCAGACCAGAGACACUUGACCCCCAAUUGUCAGAAUUGAGUGAUGAAAGCCCUCAGGCAGAUGACAUUUACGAGUUUGAAGGCCUUUCACCUGAAAAUAUCAUCCCUACAGAUGAAAGUCAUGACCUAAGAGUCAGCAUGCCAACUGCUACACAGCUUGGAGAAGAUACUAACUUAAAAAAUGUAGCCAUCACAGAACCUGGACAUUUCCAGACACCAAUUCAAGAUGAACCCGAAAUAAUCUCAGUCACUCCUCAUUUUACAGAAACCUCUGAAGAAACAGCACCAUCAAGCCUUGGAAGUCGUAAGGAUAGUCCUGUACCCCUUACUGACUCUCUUUCAACUCCAGAAUCUCCCAAUAGAGAUUUUGAUGAGAUGGAAUCACUGAACUUAAGUAUUCCUGUGAACAAAUUCCAUUUCAACACUUAUGACGAAAAUGCCACUGAGAUGUUUUCUUCAGUGUCUUUUCCCAAGGUAGCUGCAAAGAGUAUGUCUGAAAUACCUCAGGAUAAUGUUUCUGAGGAAGAUUCUACACAUAUUUUACUUCAAAACCGGGAAGAACUGGAAUCAGCUACAUCAUCUAAAGAUUCAAUGGGUUUGACAGAAGAAAUAUCAACACAGAGUAUUCAACUUCCACUUUUAUGGGAGGAUACUUUUUUGGAAUCCAUUCAGACUGACGAUGUCUCCUCUCAGUCUGUUCCUGAUUUAACUCCAGAGACAGUUAUAUCCACAAGACAUUUUUGUUUUGAGGAACUUAUGACACCUACCUCCCCAGGGAAUUUGGAGAAAUCUUCAGAUGAGGAUAGGCCAAAUACCAGUGGACGGCAUUCAGAAGAAUCUCUGACUUCAGUAGACUCAGAUUUUUUUGUCUCUCAGUCCACUCCAGUGCAAUCUAAAGCAGAGACGACUUCAUUAACCUCUGAUGAGGAGUACAGCUUCCCAACUGGGUAUCCAGAGGCAACCAUCUAUAUCCACAUGCCUCCAGCAUAUGAAGACGUUGUGAAUAGUUGUGCAGACAGCCCACCCCUUGACUACUCUGACCCAGAGCCUUACUUUGACUGCAACCAGGCUGGAUCAGAUUUCUCAGAAACUGAACCCGAGACAAGUACUAGUGCAAAAGGAGAUCAGCCCAAGGAUCAUUAUAUUCAUCCAAGAGUGCUAAAAAAGGUGAACCAAAGAGUCUUGUUGUCCUCUGGAAGCGAAGAUUUUGAGGAUGCUUCUCUUGUCCAUGAGCCUUUUUUUAAGGUACAAGAAGAGAGUGAAGCGUUGUUGCACUACUCAGAAGCAUCGGAUGAAGAAUUCACCUUGUGCAAGGCUUCACAACCACCUACAGUCUUAAAAAAUGGAGAAUAUUGUGAUACUGAUACAUCUCUCACAAGGGAGAUCAGCGCAGAGCUCGGAUUAAUGUCAGAAAGUUCAGAUGAUGAAUUUUUGACCACCAGAAUAGUGCGAAGGAGGGUUGUCAUAAAGGCUGAUGAAAUGCCUGAAUUCCCCUCUCAGUCAGUGAUGGAAGAAACGUACAAAGAUGAAAAUGGACAUACUGUUGUCAAAAAGGUUACGCGUAAAAUAAUUCGCAAGUGUGUUUCCGCGGAUGGUUUGGAGCAUGAAGAGGUCUCAUCAGAGGGCGCUCCACAAGAGUCCAUCAGUAUGGCAGAGGGAGAUGGAUACUCUAAAGUUGUAAAGCGGACUGUACUAAAGAGUGAAGGAGAUCAAACAGAGGUAACAUUUGCUGAACGUGAGGGGUUUUCAGCAUCAAGUCAGGGGGCAGCUGAAGGUUGUAAGGUCAGUUGCAAGGAAAAGACAAUGAUGGUGGAGGGGGAAAGGCAAAUGACCCACCACGGUGAUCCAUCUUUGGCCUCUGACCUACCCUCUGCCCAGGAUGACUUCAAACAGGCACUAGGUUAUAUAAGUGGUUUUAGCAGAGCAGAGCUCCCUCAUGUGGUAGAGAGAGAGACUGUCAAAGAAGAUGGAACGGUUGUCAGGAGGGCCCGCAUGCGUAAAGGUUGCACCCACAGGCGAACAGUCGUGAAGGAGGCUGGGCAGCGCAAACAUGUCCUUCUAGAGCAAGUGGACAACCCUAGGAAAGGGUCAAAACCAAACGACCUCCAGCAGCAUCUCCACCAACUCUUUCACAGCUACUAUACAAAAGAAGAGGAGGACAACAAUGAGAAAAAGGAAGAGUAGAAGAGUGUGUAACCCUUCACAAGACCCUUGCUCUGCCCAUGCUAAAGUCCCAUCCUAAUCCUAUGCAUAAGCCACAUGCAAUCCCAGUGUGCACCACGGCACCUCAAAGCUACCACUAUGUUCCCAUUUUAGUCCUGGAAUAUGAUCUUUUCAUCACAAUUUGUUUUGCUUUCAUGUUCUGAUGUUGUUUUGCCUUUUUGUGACCAAAGAAAGCCUUCUGUAGUUUCCCUCAUUCGUUUUACUUACCAUGUCAUUUUUAUCUUGAUGCUGUGGUAGAACUACAUACAAAACACAAUAGGAAUACUUUCACAUCCACUAACUCACAAACCUCCUGAAGGUAAAGACACUUUACUUGCAAAAUACUGGUACUAUACUCUUUAAGAAGGUGCUUGGACUGAAAGACAAUAUCUCUCACACUGCACUGCCUCUCACAACCAGAGUUUCUCAGAUAUUCCUCACUAGAAAAUGAUCUCACUCACUGUACUAGCCUCUUGCUCUUUUGAUUCAGGUGAUCAAGAUGUCACACAGAGAAAACCAGACUGUAUCGACAGUGAAAUGUACUGCUGCUGCUGUGUUUUGUGCAGGCUAUGUGUAAUCUGUUUUUGGGAAUUAUAUAUUAUCUAUAAUCUAGACAUUACUGACAUCAGUAGCUAGCAAUUAAUAAUCACUAAUGUAAAGUAGAGAAGGCAUGACUAAUCAACAUCUGUCAUUAUGAUCCUAGCUUUGACUGCUUUGUAAUUCAAUGGAUUGCCCUUCUGCAUCUCUAUCCCUUCCUCAUUGUUCUAUCUUUCUGUGUUUUUAUGUUUGGCUUUUAUUUAUUCUUUUGGGCCUUUUUUUUCUUAAAUUCUUGUCUUGACUCAUACUGUAUGAAUCUGUGUAUGUUUUAAGUGUGAGCUAAAGAGAUAGUAUUGUCAGAAUUAUUAUAGGCUUAUUUUAAACUAUGGUUUUCAAGAUGUUUUGGUUUAUUUUUGUUCUUGAGUUAAGUUUACUAGUCAUUUUCGAUUACCAGCCUAAUUAAUCUCUAUUUGCCAGUGGUGAAUACAAUCAUCAUAGGCGUUUUAGAGUCACUUGUCUGAUAUGAAAAUUGGUUUUAUUUAAUUUUAGAUGUGAAUAGUUUAUCUUUUGAACACGUUUUGGACCAGUUUUUGGUAGUUGUGCUCUACUGUUUUUGAGUGAAUGGGUCUGUGUGUGCCAGUUUCUGUCAGCAAAGAAAAUAUACAACAUUAUUUUACACAACACUUAUAUGUCAGGAAGGAGUACCUCUAUGCUUUUUGUGUACAGGAAAUAUGGUAAAGUUAGCCACAGAGACAGUUUCAUGUUGGCUGGGCAGAUGAUAUUUACAUGAUACACAAGGCACACGCGCAAUGAGGCAGGUUGACAGCUUAACCAUACCAUUAUUCACAGCUCAGAGCAUCGCUACUGUAUGUAUCUACAACAUGUAAUGUAUUUAUUUCACUAUCACUGUUUACUUUGUGAUUUAGAAAAUGUUAAAUGCAAACUAGUGGAAGUUCACUGUGACAGGUAUGCUUUUAAUUUUGAAGAAUCAGCAUCCCUUUUCUGUGAUGAUGCCAGUUAUAUAAAUAUACAAUGCAUAUAUAAAUAUCUAUAAGGGCAUGUAUUACUGUAUCAAAAUGCAUAUAGACAAAAACUAAAUGGCUGCAGUGUGUCUAUGGCUGAUAGAGAAUAAAAGUCUACCAAUGUAAA
Gymnodraco acuticeps is the source of this 17714-nucleotide messenger RNA. It is a transcript of the gene ank2a, whose product is annotated as ankyrin 2a, neuronal. Gene Ontology annotation, molecular function: protein binding. NCBI's taxonomy places the organism in Eukaryota, Metazoa, Chordata, Actinopteri, Perciformes, Bathydraconidae. The coding region runs from base 327 to 16010 and encodes 5227 amino acids. Gene Ontology annotation, cellular component: T-tubule. The transcript is spliced from 52 exons. The record is from RefSeq and is a predicted model, not a curated record. Gene Ontology annotation, biological process: signal transduction; regulation of cardiac muscle contraction; protein localization to T-tubule.